AUGGGUGUGGCGAGGACGAUCAUCGCCGCUUGGAGCGGAGUUUCCGGUGGCGCUGCGGAGGUACCGGCACCCACCUGGUCGCGCUCGGUUGGCGGCUUGGCCGUGCGCGUGGACUUUGUUGUUGCAGCCGCAUCUGCCGCAGCUCCUUUGCCGGUGUCGCCCGUGCCGAUGACCAGCACUUCGACGCUGCCGGCGGCAUGGCCGUUGGGGAGCGCAGACCUUGGAGGGUCCGGGGCCACCAGCACCGCUGAGGCCGCCCGGAUCCCGCAGCUUGAGUCGGACCUCCGAGUUGCCCGCGCUCAAUGCGCCACAAGUGAGGAAGCGAACCGGGCUGCUGCCGCCAAGCUGAAGGUGGCUGACGGGGAGCUGAAACGGCUGCGCCUUCUUGAGGCUAACCAUCUCAAGGAACUUGCCGCCCUCAAGAAGGAACAGGAGGAAAAGCUGGAGGGUCUGAGCAAGCGGUUGGAGGAGGUGGAGCGGCAACGGCUUUCGCUCCAGCAAGAGGUGACCACCAAGUCCAACGAGCUGUCGGCCACCGCCAAGCGGUGGUUGGGGGAACUUAGCGCGCUCGACCGCGGCUUGGCGGCGGCCUUCCCUGAGGCGCAGGAGGAGGCGUUAGCGGCUGUUGGCAGGGCGCGGGAGGAUCGCCGGCAGGCCACUGGGGAGCAGAGCUCCGACUGCUUCACCAUGGACGACUAUCUGGCGUCCAUCGCCGCCCGCGUGGAGCCGGUCACCAAGCUUGGCUGGGAGCUGCGGAAGGUGGCGGAGGAGCUGUGGAAGCUCCCGAACGUCAUCUCCAUGUUCCCUUGCAUAUCUGAGAAAGUUGAGCGGGAGGAGCUGCUGUGCGGGGUGAACUCGUAG
This is a messenger RNA of Lolium perenne, 861 nucleotides long. The record is from RefSeq and is a predicted model, not a curated record. NCBI's taxonomy places the organism in Eukaryota, Viridiplantae, Streptophyta, Magnoliopsida, Poales, Poaceae.